Messenger RNA from Sycon ciliatum, 3545 nucleotides. RefSeq lists its product as uncharacterized. The transcript has 5 exons. Lineage: Eukaryota; Metazoa; Porifera; Calcarea; Leucosolenida; Sycettidae. Bases 469 to 2583 code for a protein of 704 amino acids. The record is from RefSeq and is a predicted model, not a curated record.
ACUUGGUAGUGCUUGUGCAUGCAGCCAUGCGUACCUGUACACGUGCACCGGCGCGGCGACGGCGCCGGCGAGUGGCGACUCGUACUCUGCUGAUCUGGCGAGUUAUGUCUACUUAUGAUCAUGCAUGUGACCCGCGAGGACUCCCAAAAGCAGCGCUGCCAGCAUGCAGCUUGGAAAUAAAAAAUCCGAAGAAGGAGCCGGAGGACUGGUAAAGACUCUUGUUUGCAACAACUAACUUGAUGGUAAAUGAAAGCAGGCGUCUGCCAGAUUAGGUAGCAAUGUUUUUUCCCCGAUUCCUCAACUUAGUGCAUUAGAACUUAGAAGCUGUGCUAGGAUAGAAUUGAUCCGGCAUCCCCUAACUUCCACAGCAAGCUGCGUGUCGAAGAACGUGUAGUAGCAGGAGAGAACGAAAGGCGUAAGCUACUGGAUCGUUGCUCGUUGCUGGUCCCGUGUCAGGGCAACCUGAGGAUGUUUGGAGGAGAAGUGGAAAAUGCCGCCGUCCGUCGGCAGACUCUCCUCAUCCAGCUGGUGUUGUCGGUUUUGCUUGCCGUUGCAACACCAGCACUCUGUUCCGGCUCCGGUUCAGGUUCAGGGUACUAUCCGCUACCGGUAGGUGCACCACCGACGACAUCACACGGUCUACAUUCUGCCAAUAACAAUAUGUACAGUCCGGCUGGUGGUGAUGGCAGUGGCGUAGUGCAAGGUCAAGCUGUUCAGCCGCGCCAUCCCAAUGGAGCCGGCAGUGGAGCAGGAGCCAUCGCUGGUACCCAGCCCUCCGUGACUGUCGCACUGACCGCAUCCGGCUACGGCCCUCUACCAGCUGGCGGCGUGAAACCGCCGACUCCUGCGUCAACAGCAGCGCCGGCAACAACACCGCUAGCAGGUAGUGGAAGCGGUCACUCGACGACACAUGCCGGCCCUGUAGUUCCUGGACCAAUAUUACCACAUGGCUCUGGCCACGCUGCCUUGCCAUUUACUGUGGCCCCAGCCGCCACUGCUGCGAAGGUGGGAACAACAGCCGACGCAAGGGUAGAGACAAGCACUCACGGAUCCUCACUAGGAAGUGGCGUUGCAGCAACUCACACUGUCCUGACUAGUCCAUCCAGUACGGGUAGCAAUGGCGGUGGCCAGGAGAAGAUCACCACAUCUCAACCACUCAACAGCUCCAGUGAUGGUCCAUAUGCCACUAAGUCCCCCGUGCAACACGCACCUGUUCACGGUGAACUGUCAGCCACUACCAUGGAUAACACGAAAACAGCUUCCAUCGCGACGGCAAAAUCCGUUCAGGACAAUGAUGGUGGCAGCGGCAACAGUGGCGAGUCAGCCGGCGGUAGCGUGUCACACAGCAGCCUGAUGAUCAUCAUACCCACGGUGGCCGUCGUUAUUGUCCUGCUUGCCGUCGCUCUCCUCAUCGUCAUCAAGAAGAACCGCACCACUGCCGCCAAGCUGGCUGCGCUCAACUCCCAGUGCCCGCCGGCGAGCAUGGACGUCACCAAUGUCCGAUACCAGAAGAGGAAGUUCAGCUCCAACUCUUCCAGCACGAGUUCGGCAGCCGGUGGCCGCCCGUACGCGAGCAGAUCCGUUGACAACACUCCGCCGGACGACGAGAAAGCGGACUACGAGUACCCGACGGUGACCAAGGAGGCGCGCCGCGCCAACAGCAACGGCAGCAAGGUGUCGGGCGGCAAAAUGUCUGUCGCGUCCACCGCCCAAAUGCUGUCGGUGGACAGCGACGGCGACCAAUACUCGUGCACGUACGCGUCCGGCUCGUUGGCCGAAGCUCGCCGCUGCGAGUCGACGGUUAGCGAACUGCCCGGCACUCUAGAGGAGGACAUGUACAUGAUGUAUGGCACGAGCACGGGCGGGUACGACAGCAACGCCGGCUCGUCGUUCGGCAACGUCAAGCGCACCAUUUCUGACCCGGCUGCCUCGCAGUUCCAGGGCAAGGACAGGUCGCAGUCGGUCUACUCGGUGUACGGUGAUUCGCCCGCCUCGUCGCCAGUCGCCGACGCCUACCACAACCGUGCACUGGUCAAGAGCAAGCAGCGUUACGUCAGCAGUCCUAAUAAGGGUAUGAAGUUCUCCCGGACCAAUGCUGAUCAGCUGACACUGGAUGAGGAUGUGAUCCCGACGUACGGGACGACCAGCACGGACCGAUAUAGCACCGGGUUCGACAUGUCCUCGAAAACCGCCUCGUGCGCCGCAGCCUCUGCGGCGGGUAAAAGUGAUCGGUACGCGGCGUCCGCAGCAGCCGGUGCCAAGCGCAGGCAGUCCGACUCGACGCUGCCGACGUGGAAAGAUAUCGGGAAGAUGCACGGUGGCUCGCACACGUUCACCCAGAGCAUCAGCCGGCACAUUGCCGGUCUGGCAGAGGCCAUUGAGGCCAAUAGCGGCAUUGAGAGCGCAUGCUCUGACAUGGAACUGAACUGGAGCCAAGGAGAGUUGUCGGGUGAUGAAUCGCCCAACCUAGAAGCAGGCCGUGGCAAUCAGAGGAUUAUUCCUAGUCCUUUGGCUACUCACAAUGCGUCCCGUUCCAGCAGCACCACUAAUAUUCACUCCUCGCCACAGCAGAAGCUGCGCUAGCCGAGAUGUAACGACACCCAUACAUGCAAGCGUGUAUGCGUGUGUGUGUGUGUGCUCGCCAACGUGCACGUGUGUAUACAUGUGUGCGCAUGGAACCUCUUUCCAACACUCCUUGACGAUGCGUGUGUGAGGCUCUGUGUAUUCUGAGCACCUUUGGAUGGGACUUCAACACCGCCAUGGACUUGCCUCGUUUCAAGGACAUCGUCCAUGCUCCUGCACCUGCUGUAGCGGCAUUUGUUGCGCGGCGGUCUCUCUCCUCUUUGCAAUGCUGCGUUCACGCUGCCUUUCUGUUUCUAGCUCAUCGUGGCACCCUCUCUGUUAGCCAAUGCAGCUAGCAGAGGGUGGCAUGCUGCUUGUAAAGCACUGCGCACUGUUUGUUAGUGCCAGUUGUUGCUUCGUCACAAUCUAUUCUCUCCAUUGGCAAAUCAGCACCCACCACUAGUCAUCCGCUCACACUGCGCCAAAAAACGGGCAAGAAGCUCUUCAUUCACUUGACAGUGGCAUGUGGCGCACGUUUCAGUAAGAUUUUCAGUAACUAACUGCCCUCCUUCGCUCUUCGCACGCGCAGUGCAACCCUAGGAAAUAGCUCCGCCCCCUAAACUUCUUAGCCUAAACACUCCAGUAUACAUGAUUGUAUUUAUACCCAAUGAUUGUAUUUAUAGAUAUUUUAAGAAUACAGCUUUUUCGAUUCUUUUCUUGUAUAUUUUCGUACCUUUUUUGUAGCAGUGCACUCUACGGAUUCCGCAUGUUGCCCAGUACAGUUUGUUUGCUAUCUUCUUUGACGCUAUUUCUCGCCCGCCUUGAAGUUCUCAAGAACUGUCUCACCGUAGACGUGUACACACAUUUCCUUCUAAUACUAGCCAUUAGAUUCUUCGAUGUUUUCAACGCGGUUGAGACUGGCAGAUGCUGCCGACGUGGCCGUACUCGGUUAAACCAGGUUCCGUUGAUGUGUUGGCGUCGAG